Molecule: messenger RNA, 1674 nt
Organism: Orycteropus afer afer
Lineage: Eukaryota; Metazoa; Chordata; Mammalia; Tubulidentata; Orycteropodidae
Product: keratin, type II cytoskeletal 75-like
Biological process (GO): keratinization; intermediate filament organization
Cellular component (GO): keratin filament
Molecular function (GO): structural constituent of skin epidermis
Source: RefSeq, a predicted model, not a curated record
UCCUCAUCUACCAUGUCCCGGCAGUCCUCCAUCACCUUCCAGACCAGCAGCCGCAGGGGCUUCAGCACUGCCUCGGCCAUCACCCCUGCAGCUGGAGGCUCCCGCUUCAACUCUGUCUCAGUGGCCCGCUCCUCAGGCAGCAAUGGAGGAUUGGGGAGGAUCAGUGGCACAGGGGCUGGCUUUGGAAGUCGCAGCCUCUACAAUCUGGGGGGGACCAAGCAGGCAUUGGUCAGUGGGUGCAGCUUCCGGAAUGGUUUUGGCAGCAGAACUGGCAACGGGUUUGGCUUUGGAAGUGGGGUCAGCAGUGCAUUUGGCUAUGGAGGUGGGGUUGGAGGGAGCUUUGUGGGUCCUAAUUUCCCUGUUGGCCCCUCCGGUGGCAUCCAAGAGGUCAUUGUCAACCAGAGUCUCCUGACUCCCCUCAACCUGCAAAUUGACCCCGCCAUCCAGAGGGUACGGAAAGAAGAGCGGGAGCAGAUCAAGACCCUGAACAACAAGUUUGCCUCCUUCAUUGAUAAGGUGCGGUUUCUAGAGCAACAAAACAAGGUCUUGGAGACCAAAUGGAACCUUCUGCAGGAGCAGGGUUCCAAGACCAUAAGGCAGAACCUGGAGCCCCUCUUUGACACCUACAUCAGUGAGCUCCGACGACAGCUGGAAAAUGUCAUCACUGAGAGGGGCAGGCUUGAUGCUGAGCUGCGGAACAUGCAGGAUGUCGUAGAAGACUUCAAAGUCCGGUAUGAAGAUGAAAUCAACAAGCGCACAGCUGCUGAGAAUGAGUUUGUAGCCCUGAAGAAGGACGUGGAUGGUGCCUACAUGAAGAAAGUGGAGUUGGAGGCCAAGGUCAACUCUCUGACUGAUGAGAUCAACUUCUUACGGUUGCUGUAUGAGGCAGAUCUGUCCCAGAUGCAGAAUCAGGUCAGUGACACAUCUGUGGUGCUGUCCAUGGACAACAACCGCAGCCUGGACCUGGACAGCAUCAUUGCUGAGGUCAAAGCACAGUACGAGGACAUCGCCAACCGCAGCCGGGCUGAGGCUGAGUCCUGGUACCAGACCAAGUAUGAGGAGCUGCAGGUCACGGCAGGCAGACAUGGCGAUGACCUCCACAGCACGAAGCAGGAGAUCUCCGAGAUGAACCGGAUGAUCCAGAGGCUAAGAGCUGAGGUAGACAGUGUCAAGAAGCAGUGUGCCAACCUGCAAACGGCCAUUGCCGAUGCAGAGCAGCAUGGAGAACUAGCCCUCAAGGAUGCACGAGCCAAGUUGGCGGACCUUGAAGAGGCCCUGCAAAAGGCAAAGCAAGACAUGGCACGGCUGCUACGCGAGUACCAGGAGCUGAUGAAUAUCAAGCUGGCCCUUGAUGUGGAAAUCGCCACCUACAAGAAGCUGCUAGAAGGCGAGGAGUGCAGGCUGAGUGGAGAGGGUGUUUCUCCAGUUAACAUCUCUGUGGUCACCAACACCAUUUCCAGCGGCUACGGCAGUGGCAGCGGCAUUGGAGGUGGAAGCCUGGGUCUCGGUGGGGGCAGCGGCUACUCCUUCACCACCAGCGGUGGGCACAGCCUGGGUGCAGGGCUCGGGGGCUCUGGCCUCAGUGCCAGCAGCAGCCGGGGCCUAGGAGGCAGUGGCUCAAGCGUCAAGUUUGUCUCCACCACAUCCUCCAGCUGGAAAAGCUGCAAGCACUAA